AAGAUCCUGGGAGCGUCGAUUCUCCUUUUCCAGUACCUCCAUGAUUCCAUCUAAUUCCGGGUUUAAAAUUUUGAAGUGCGUAAAGAUGUUCAAAAUCUCAACUUUAACACUGCUACACGAGUCAUCCUCGGCGGCCUGCAUUGUCUUCGAGUGAGUGAGUUCUUUGGGGUCCCGCACUCACAAUUCCCCCCACUUCUCUCAGCCCAUCCUCCCCUCAGCCAGUUCUCUCUCUUUCGCUUUUCGUGUGAGAGAAUCUCUCUCUCGCUCUCGCUCUUUGGGAUUCUAGUUUCUUCCCUUUUCUCUCCGAAGAAUAUAUUCUUUACUGUCAAAUUCAUUGGCUUUCGUUAAAGCUCUCUCUCUCCAAAACGCAUGAAAGCAAUUGCGACCCAAGAAGAAUCUAAAAGUGUCUGUUCUUUAUUCUUCUUCUUUGUUUUUCCCUUGCUCUGUCCCCUGUUCUGAAGAAGAUAAAAUCUUGGGGGUCGAAGAACAACCCAGAUAUGGAAACUGCAGUUCUGGAUGAUGUAAUUAAUAGGCUGCUUGAAGUUAGAGGGAGCCCGGGGAAGCAGGUCCUGCUUUCUGAGGCUGAGAUCAAGCAGCUUUGCGUUGUCUCUAAGGACAUAUUUUUGAGGCAGCCUAAUCUUUUGGAGCUUGAAGCUCCCAUCAAGAUCUGCGGGGAUAUUCAUGGUCAAUAUUCUGAUCUUCUGAGGCUUUUUGAGUAUGGUGGAUUUCCUCCGCGCUCUGAUUACUUAUUCUUGGGGGAUUAUGUAGAUCGUGGAAAGCAAAGCCUGGAAACAAUAUGCCUUCUCCUUGCAUAUAAAAUAAAAUAUCCAGACAACAUUUUCCUUUUGAGGGGAAACCACGAAUGUGCUUCUAUAAACCGCAUCUAUGGUUUUUACGAUGAGUGUAUACGAAGAUUUAACGUUGGAAUCUGGAAAAUAUUCACAGAUUGUUUCAAUUGCCUACCUGUGGCAGCUCUAAUUGAUGAAAAGAUACUCUGCAUGCAUGGAGGACUUUCUCCUGACUUGCACAAUUUGGAUCAGAUAAGGAAUUUACAGAGGCCUUGUGAAGUUCCAGACACUGGUUUACUAUGUGAUAUUCUCUGGUCUGAUCCUAGUAAAGAUAUUCAGGGGUGGCAGACGAAUGAUAGGGGAGUUUCCUAUACCUUUGGUGCUGAUAUAGUGACAGAAUUUCUUCAGAAGCAUGGUAUCGACUUAAUUUGCCGAGCUCACCAGGUCAUGGAAGAUGGAUAUGAGUUCUUUGCUAGUAGACAACUUGUAACCAUAUUUUCUGCACCUAAUUAUUGUGGAGAGUUUGACAAUGCUGGUGCCAUUAUGAGUAUAGAUGAGACUCUAAUGUGCUCUUUCCAAAUAUUAAAGCCUUCAGAUAAAAGGUCAAUGUUUGGCUUUGGGAGCACAUCCUAAGCUAAGCCCGGUACUACAGCAAAAAUAAAGUCGUUUCUUGGUGCCAAGGUAUGAGAAAUUUGCUAAGGAAAAAUCUGAAGGAGAGAGCUUUUCUUUUUUUCUUUUUAAAUUUAAUUUUUGUUAUGUGGAACAUCGCCCAAGUGUUUGUCCAAGAAAUCUGAAGGGUGAUGCAAAAGAUAUUCCACUGCAAAAGGUUUCAGAAGGCUGCGAUUUUCCCAUUCCUAUGUAGAAUACUAGUUGGAGUGCAGUAACGCCAGAGUUUUUUCAUUUUC
Molecule: messenger RNA, 1693 nt
Organism: Carya illinoinensis
Lineage: Eukaryota; Viridiplantae; Streptophyta; Magnoliopsida; Fagales; Juglandaceae
Product: serine/threonine-protein phosphatase PP1-like
Exons: 4
Coding region: 498-1421 (307 amino acids)
Cellular component (GO): cytoplasm; nucleus
Molecular function (GO): protein serine/threonine phosphatase activity
Source: RefSeq, a predicted model, not a curated record